UCUGUACUUCCUUUCACAAAUUAAAAGCAGAAAGUCAAUUUUGAUCUAGAUAGAAAAUUCUUUUAUAAUACUCCACCAUGCCUCUCGAUCAUUUCUGUAUCACUGUACCUCAAGGCAAACUUGAAGAUAUUGCCAAAUUCCUCACAAUCGCUCUCGCGCCCACUGGCUUCAAAGAAAUCAUGCGUGUGGGCCCAAAUGUCAUUGGAUUUGGCGAGGACAAGCCAUAUUUCUGGAUCUGGACCUCAGAGGCUGAAGAAGGACAAGAAGAGAGCUCGAUGGGACUAUUGAAGAAGAGUCAUAUCGCGUUCACUGCCGAGAGUAAAUUGAUUCUGCUGGAAUUACCCAUGAAGAAACAUAACUAAAUCGAGCAAAUAACAGAUGCUGAGCAAGUGCGACAGUUCCACACCGCUGCUCUCGAAGCUGGUGCUUCCUGCAAUGGCCCACUAGGCUUACGCAAAUAUCAUCCAGGCUAUUACGCCGCAUUUGUACACGAUCCCGUACUUGGCAUAAAUUUCGAGGUUGUGUGUCACAGCGGCGACUCUUAGGUGUAGGAGGCAUCGUAUAUAAAUCUCGGUUUAGUAUGUGAGGUUGAGGGAGAUGUUCACAGGAAGGUGUGUCUUACCUAG
Messenger RNA from Hymenoscyphus albidus, 626 nucleotides. The record is from the annotation of a GenBank genome assembly. NCBI's taxonomy places the organism in Eukaryota, Fungi, Ascomycota, Leotiomycetes, Helotiales, Helotiaceae.